Molecule: messenger RNA, 1613 nt
Organism: Hippoglossus stenolepis (Pacific halibut)
Lineage: Eukaryota; Metazoa; Chordata; Actinopteri; Pleuronectiformes; Pleuronectidae
Gene: tpst1l
Product: tyrosylprotein sulfotransferase 1, like
Exons: 5
Coding region: 1-1059 (352 amino acids)
Biological process (GO): peptidyl-tyrosine sulfation
Cellular component (GO): Golgi apparatus
Molecular function (GO): protein-tyrosine sulfotransferase activity
Source: RefSeq, a predicted model, not a curated record
AUGAGGAACACCAGGUCAAACCUGCUGCUCGGCUGCGUGCUCCUCUGCUCCGCCUCGCUGCUCUACCUGGGCAUGAGCGGGAUAGAGUGCCCUCAAAAAAGCCACCGCUACCGAUGGAUGGAGCUCAACCUGGCCUCAGCCAAUCAGAGUCAAACCCUCACCGAGCAAUUCCCUGAGGACACGCCGCUGAUCUUCAUCGGAGGUUUUCCCAGGAGCGGCACCACACUGAUGCGCGUCAUGCUGGACGCCCACAACGCCGUACGGUGCGGGGAAGAGACCCGAGUGAUCCCUCGCCUCCUGGCCAUGCGGGCCACCUGGAGCCGCUCGGUCAAGGAGAAGAUACGACUGGACGAGGCGGGCGUCACUGACCAGGUGUUGGAUUCAGCCGUGCGAGCGUUCCUGUUAGAGGUGAUAGUCGGCCAUGGAGAGCCUGCACCUCGCCUCUGUAACAAGGACCCGUUUGCCCUGAAGUCUCUCUCAUACCUGGCACGCAUCUUCCCUAAAGCAAAGUUUGUGCUCAUGCUACGAGACGGACGGGCCACCGUCCACUCCAUGAUAUCACGCAAGGUGACCAUCUCUGGCUUUGAUCUGACGAGCUACAGGGACUGUUUGACCAAGUGGAGCAGUGCAGUGGAGACCAUGUUCAAUCAGUGCCAGGCAGCCGGGAAGGGCAGAUGUCUCCCUGUUAGCUAUGAGCAGCUGGUCAUCCAACCACAGGAGGAAAUGAGGAAGUUGCUUCACUUCCUAGACCUGCAAUGGGAUCCAUCAGUGCUGCACCACGAAGAGCUGAUUGGCAAGGCCGGUGGUGUGUCUCUGUCCAAGGUUGAGCGUUCGACGGACCAGGUGAUGAAGCCCGUGAACACAGACGCCCUCGCCAAGUGGGUGGGACACAUUCCUUCUGACGUGUUGAUUGACAUGGCAGAAAUCGCCCCCAUGCUGGCUCGCCUUGGCUACGACCCUCACGCCAACCCCCCCAACUACACACGACCAGAGCCCAUGGCCUCUCCAUUCAACUACUCACAGAGUUUUAAAACAGCAGAAUCUCCACACCCCAGUUAAACAACAGAAGAGAAAGCUGUUUGCUGUUCCACGACAUGGAUGCACCUUAAACACAGACCAGCUAAGCAGCAAUUACACCUCAUGAACAUUUCUAUAGUGUCUCAUAUGUAUUUUUGAAUUGUUCGUAAGACUUGAAUGCAGCGGUUCUGUCUGUUCACAGUCUGUUUUAAAAUACAGAUUCAUGGGGUGGUUCGGAGUUUUAUAUCUCAGCCCUUGUGCUGUAUGUGGAUAACCUGAGGCUCACGGCAGUUCAGACGUCAUCACGCUAUCACACCUCGUACCUGCAAGUAUUUCAACGCGUCUGUCGGUCGUUAUGGCUUCACCACUAAUGUGAAUGUGUCUUUACACAAAUCUCCUUCUCACUGAGAUUUCAGUCAGUGUCCAUGAAGCAUAAUGACUGUAUAUUUUUCAAGAUGUAUGUUUAUUUUCUUAAUAAAUUAUUUUGCCGUUGACCAAUCAUUCAGGAAAUUGAAAGUUGUUUAUUCCAAACUGAGAAUUUGUAAUUGUUGUGUAUUGUUCAACACGAAAUAAAAACAUGCCUAAAUGUCACCUUA